Bombina bombina (fire-bellied toad) is the source of this 3084-nucleotide messenger RNA. It is a transcript of the gene POLR3C, whose product is annotated as RNA polymerase III subunit C. Gene Ontology annotation, molecular function: single-stranded DNA binding. Lineage: Eukaryota; Metazoa; Chordata; Amphibia; Anura; Bombinatoridae. Gene Ontology annotation, cellular component: RNA polymerase III complex. The record is from RefSeq and is a predicted model, not a curated record. Gene Ontology annotation, biological process: DNA-templated transcription.
ACAGACUAGGUGGAUUUUAAACUUGGUUGUUUCAUGUGGACCACGUAAAGCUAUGACUCAAUCAGAGACUAAGCUGUGCUCCCUACUAUUGCAAGAACACUUUGGAGGGAUUGUGGACAGAGUUGGAACCUAUCUUAUCAGGAAUGGUGGCCAACCUCUCAGACUGAUUGCAAGUGACACAGAAACUUCCCUCGAUCAGGUAAAGAAAGCUCUCUGUGUCCUUAUUCAGCAUAAUUUGGUUACCUACCAGCUGCACAAACGUGGCUUUGUGGAAUAUAACUCACACAAUGACCGUUGCUUGCGCAUCCUACGGUAUCCACGGUACAUCUACACUGCUAAAACUUUGUAUGGAGACACAGGAGAACUGAUCGUUGAGGAACUGUUGCUCAAUGGGAAGAUGACGCUAAGUGCAGUGGUGAAAAAAGUGGCAGACAGAUUGACAGAGACUAUGGAAGAUGGGAAGAGCAUGGAAUACAGCGAGGUAUACGCCACAUUCACUCGUCUCGCAGACACACAUUUUAUUCAGCGGUGUGAAGCACUUGCCGAGAGUAGCAUCUCAUCACAAAGCACAGAGAAGCGUCCACCUCUCGUGCCCACUUUGGUGAUUAAUGAAAAAGAAAUGUACAUUAUUCCAAAACUAAAUAUGAUUGGUAGGGGUAAGAGACGCAGGUCGUCUGAAGAGGAGGAGGGCAGUCAGGCUAAGCGUCAGAAAAAGGAUGAAGAUACAGAGUCAAACCAAGAUGAUGGUAUCUACUGGCAAGCAAACCUAGAGCGCUUCCACCAGCACUUCCGAGACCAAGCCAUUAUCUCUGCCGUAUCCAACAAAAUGGACCAGACUAGUAGUGAAAUAGUCCGGACAAUGCUGAGGAUGAGUGAGAUCACCACAUCUUCCAAUGCAGCAUAUACGCAGCCGCUGUCCUCCAAUGAGAUCUUUAAAUCACUACCCACAGGAUAUAAUAUCUCCAAACAAGUACUUGACCAGUAUCUGACUCUGCUGGCUGAUGACCCGCUGGAGUUUGUCGAGUCUGGAGACAGCGGAGGAGGGAUGUUUGUCAUUAAUCUGCACAAGGCUGUAGCAUUACUGGCCACUGCUAACUUGGAAUCUAUUGUUCAGGAGAGGUUUGGCUCACGUUGUGCCAGGAUUUUUCGCCUCCUCCUGCGCAAGAGACAUUUGGAGCAGAAGCAAGUGGAAGAUUUUGCUAUGGUCCCUGCAAAAGAAGCCAAAGAAAUGCUGUACAAGAUGCUGUCACAGAAUCUUGUAUCUUUGCAAGAAAUCCCCAAAACACCAGAUCAUGCCCCAUCUAGGACAUUUUAUCUGUAUGCAGUAAAUACGCUCUCGUCUGCUCGGAUGCUGUUGCAUAGAUGCUAUAAGACCGUUGCCAACUUGAUUGAACGGAGGCUGUACGAGACCAAAGAGAACAAACGUCUUCUGGAGAAAUCCCAGAGGAUAGAGGCCAUUCUUGCAUCUAUGCAAGCCACGGGAGCAGAAGAAGCUCAGCUUCAAGAAAUUGAAGAGAUGAUUACUGCACCUGAACGGCAGCAGCUCGAGAACCUGAAAAGAAAUGUUAACAAAUUGGAUGCCAGUGAAAUUCAAGUGGACGAGACCAUUUUUAUUUUGGAAUCUUACAUCAACAGCACACAGACCAAAAUCUGACAGGAGAUACCAGAGCUUCAGAAAGCCUUUACUACACCUUCUGUCUCACAUAUUGUGGACUAAGGGGCGCAAAAAAUAAAGAAAAUAGAUAAUUAGCCAGAGUCUUAUAUGGAUUAAGAGGAACUAAAGUGCUGAGACGAAGCAGAUGUGUAACACCAUAAAAAUAUCAUCCUAGAAAUCUCAAAUACUUGAGGUAUUGGGGUCAAAUCUAUAUAUUUUUUAAAAAGUGGUUAAACCAAAGGCUUUUUUGCAAACAUGACAACAGUUCAGAAUCUUCUCCCACUGGGGUUACAAUUUGUAACAAACAUUUCUUCUAAUAAUGUGUUGCAGGUACACAGGAAUUAAUCUCUAGGUAUAUUAUGAUGAGAACUAAGAAAUAAACCACCUCAUGGGAUUCCUGUACCAUUUGGAGCCUUCUCUGUCUACAAAAGAUAAGGCUUAGUAAAUUAAAUACCAUCUCAGGGAUUGCUCUGGCUCCAAGCUGAUGCAAUUAUUAUCUACAGACCCUUUACAAACAAAGAUCCCUCUCUUAAUCGUGCAGAAUUAGCUUCUUCCACCACAAAAAAUGUAUGUGGUUGAAUAAUCAAAAGUUUUACCUCCACACAAAAAAUAUGAUGUGCUUUCAAUGUUAUUUUAAUACAGUAAGAUCAAUCUAAUUAAAAAUAUUAAAAUAGCCUUAAAAGAAAAGCACGUCCUAGAUACUUGUCACAACAGAAGCUUUAUACUUUCUCUCAGCUCUGGCGUUAAUUUUUACUACUCUCGUGGCAUGCCUUGACCAGACCACAGCAGAAAAACAGCUGUAUACCAAUGACUGCAGCAAUGUACGUUUUGAAAGCCAACUUUGUUGUGAAGAAGAGCAGAGACUGUGAGCAGCAGUGACAGAAAGUGAUGUUGAACCUGAACUGCUAGGGGUCCCUGCGUGGGCCCUAAACAUAACACUGGCACAUUUUUCUUUUUUUUUUUUGUCUUUUUUUUUUGUCUUCAGGUCUGGACUUUAAAAGACUGCAGCAAGUCAGACAAUGUACCCAAAAAUCUAACUACACAAAUUAUUAGUAGUUCCAUUGGCUUAUAUGGUUCCAUAUUUGAGCCCUAUUGGGGACCUUUAACCUUUUUAAUAAUCACAGAGAAAUACCUUACAACUUUGGUAUCAUAUUGGGCAGACAAAGGUUUUCAGUAUAACACUGUUUGAACAUAUUUAUUAAAUGUAUUAUUAUUUGACUAAAAACAAUAGAAAUUAAAUGGCAACAAUCGUUAAUGCCUUUUUUAUGUUCUCAUUUAAAUGUAUAAGAUGCAUUCAAUUUCUUGGUUUAUUACCUCACUUAAUGAAAAACAGAGACUGUUUGCAAGGAAACCUGUAUCAUGAAUAUACUGUACAUUAUUAGAGGUGAAUUCUUCAUUUAGAAUAAAGUUGUUGAAAUCUUUGAGGUAAA